CGCGGGCAGCUUAAGUGCUGGGUUUGAUGAAGUCACGAGCGAGCGCCAUGAUUUAAUGCGAGUAUUGCUGGAGAAGUGUCUGUGUGUGAUCUGCUGCUGGAGACCCGCUGUGUACAAUAUGAGUGUGAUCGAUCAUGUACGGGACAUGGCCGCCGCUGGCCUGCACUCCAAUGUGCGCCUACUGAGCAGUCUGCUGCUGACCAUGAGCAACAACAACCCGGAAAUGUUUUCAUCAUCACAGAAGUACCAGUUAUUGGUGUACCAUGCAGAUUCUCUCUUCCAUGACAAGGAGUAUCGCAAUGCUGUCAGUAAAUACACCAUGGCUCUACAGCAGAAAAAAGCCUUAACCAAGACCUCCAAAGUCAGGCCAUCCACGGGAAAUGCUGGUGCCACGCCACAAAAUCAGAGUCUUCCAUCUGAAAUAGAAGUAAAAUAUAAGAUGGCUGAGUGUUACACAAUGCUUAAGCAGGAUAAAGAUGCUGUUGCUAUAUUGGAUGGAAUUCCUUCCCGACAAAGAACGCCAAAGAUUAACAUGAUGUUGGCUAACUUGUACAAGAAGGCUGGCCAGGAACGCUCAGCAGUAACCAGCUACAAAGAGGUAUUGAGGCAGUGCCCGCUGGCGCUCGAUGCAAUACUAGGAUUGUUGUCUCUGUCUGUGAAAGGGGCAGAAGUAGCAUCAAUGACCCUGAAUGUUAUUCAGAGUAUUCCUAACUUGGAUUGGCUUUCUGCUUGGAUCAAAGCUUAUGCGUUUGUUCACACCGGAGACAACACACGAGCAAUUAAUACGAUCUGUUCUUUAGAAAAAAAAUCUUUACUCCGAGACAAUGUGGAUCUACUAGGAAGUUUGGCAGAUCUCUAUUUUCGAGUUGGUGAUAAUAAAAAUUCCAUUCUAAAAUUUGAGCAGGCUCAGAUGCUGGAUCCUUACCUAAUUAAAGGAAUGGAUAUUUAUGGUUAUCUGCUAGCUCGAGAAGGGCGACUGGAGGAUGUGGAGAAUCUUGGCUGCCGAUUAUUCAACAUAUCUGAUCAGCAUGCAGAGCCAUGGGUGGUGUCCGGAUGUCACAGCUUUUACACCAAGCGACACUCCAGGGCCUUGUAUUUGGGGGCAAAAGCAAUACAACUGAACAGUAACAGUGUUCAGGCUCUGUUACUGAAGGGGGCAGCACUGAGGAAUAUGGGCAGAGUGCAAGAGGCAAUCAUUCAUUUCCGAGAAGCAAUCAGACUGGCUCCUUGUCGUUUGGACUGCUGUGAAGGUCUCAUUGAAUGUUAUCUGGCAUCCAACAGUGUGCGGGAAGCUAUGGUCAUGGCCAACAAUGUCUAUAAAACCUUAGGAGCAAAUGCCCAGACACUGACACUGCUGGCAACAGUAUGUUUGGAAGAUCCGGUAACUCAGGAAAAGGCCAAAACCCUCCUGGACAAAGCUCUCUUACAAAGGCCAGAUUAUAUCAAGGCCGUGGUGAAAAAAGCAGAGCUGCUUAGUCGAGAACAGAAGUAUGAGGAAGGCAUAGCUCUGCUGCGAAGCACCCUUGCAAAUCAAAGCGACUGUGUCUUGCAUCGGAUGUUGGGUGACUUUCUCGUGGCUGUGAAUGAAUUCCAAGAGGCCAUGGAUCAGUACAGCAUCGCUCUGAGCUUGGAUCCAAAUGACCAGAAAUCCCUGGAAGGAAUGCAGAAGAUGGAGAAAGAGGAAAGCCCAACGGAUGCUACACAUGAAGAAGAUGUGGAUGACAUGGAGGGAAGUGGAGAAGAAGGGGACUUGGAGGGCAGUGAUAGCGAAGCAGCGCAGUGGGCAGAUCAAGAACAGUGGUUUGGGAUGCAGUGACACCUACGAAGCUCACACCAUUUUCUAUUUUCUGAAUUUAUACAGAUUACGGGAAGCACCCCUUCUGCAGGACCUUUUUGCUGUGGAAUCCCCCACUGCUUUCAGCGUCCUCAUUAUCUGUAUUUUGCAGCAUCUGCCCUGCCUGCAGAUUCUAUUCACUUCUGGGACCCUAAGGUGAAACGCUCAUGUAAAAUGAAACUGAGAAAAGUAUAGGAAAAAAUUCUGCGCUGCCCUUCAUAUAAGCAGCUAACACAGCAAAUAGACAAAUAGCAAAAAAGUGAAAUCAAAAAGUGUAGCACUAAUCAAAUGACUUGAUACACAUAAACGUAAGUAAACAAAGUCCUCAAAUGAACAAACACAGUGAUAUACAAUAGUGAUGCACUGAUGAAUACGCAAUUGAAUGUCUGUAAUGUAGAGAGACACAAUAGUAGUGCACAAAUGGAUAAUUGAAUGUCUGUAAUGUGACAAAACCCCAAUGUAUGAAAAAGUUCAAGACUUGGCGGUGACUUCAAACAAAAACAAAUGGUGAAGAGAUGAUGAAGUGAGGAAACGCUCAUGUAGCCUCCAAAACCUGUCCCAGCAUUUCCUUUAAAUCUUCAGCUGUAAGCAUCUCCGGUAGGGAUAAUACUUUGAGUGUGUGUAGGCAGAAAGAAGGCAGCCUUCUGUUACUGAAUUUACUUUUAUGUUGUAUCUGGCUGUAUCAUUGCUUGUCUGUUAAUGGACACCCAAAUAUCAAAAACACAAAAGAUGCCUUUUCUAGUCAUUUUAAUAUGACUAGUUGUCAGGCAAAUCCAUUGGCUUUAGCACCUUCUGAGAUGACACCUUGCAACAAGUAAUGGAGAUUAGGAGUUUUGACUAUACUUUGACCUACCUUGUUGCAUACUUGUUCCAUGUCAGACGCUCAAAGUGUUUAAUCUAGACAAAGCCAGUCAAUUAACAUUUUCAGGUCGGCAUUGGAAGCCCUCAUCUUUCUCCAGUAAAGUUUUUUUUUUAUUUUUUUUUAAUGCAUGUUUGAAUCCUAAGUGGUGUCUGUAUUCAUGUACCUUUUUUUUUUUUUUUUUUUUUCUUUGCAUGGAAAAACCUAAUCGUCCAAGUCCAUUAUUCGGGUUCUCAACACGUCUACCAUUUGCAUCUAAGUUGGUUCCAUGAUAUAAUCCAACAUGAAAACUUUUUUAUUU
This is a messenger RNA of Rana temporaria (common frog), 2994 nucleotides long. It is a transcript of the gene ANAPC7, whose product is annotated as anaphase promoting complex subunit 7. The transcript is spliced from 11 exons. Gene Ontology annotation, biological process: cell division. Gene Ontology annotation, molecular function: protein binding. Bases 56 to 1816 code for a protein of 586 amino acids. The record is from RefSeq and is a predicted model, not a curated record. NCBI's taxonomy places the organism in Eukaryota, Metazoa, Chordata, Amphibia, Anura, Ranidae.